UACUCCUCCCACUCCUCGGCAGCACAACCACAAUGGGCAACGCUGCGCUGCGCGGCCCGGCGGUGGAGGAGCGGCUGACGCAGCCGCGCCGCCUGGUCCGGCAGCUCUCCGACCUGGACUCCGACCGGCUCCGGCGGCUCAUCCGCUCCGGCGACCUCGCGCCGUGCUUCGACGCCGCCGAUGAGGACGGCCGCGCCGUCGAGUGCCCCAUCUGCUUCCACUUCUACCCGAGUUUGAAUCGAUCCAAGUGCUGCGGCAAAGGGAUCUGCACAGAGUGCUUCCUGCAGCUGAUGCCGUCCAAGGCUUCCAGAGCUGUCCACUGCCCAUUCUGCAAAACUGCAGCCUACGCUGUCGAAUACCGCGGUGCUAGAACCUUGAGUGAGAAGAAACUUCAACGAGAAGAAGAACAGAACGUUCAUGAGGGUGCAACGAGAACACAUUCCAAGAACGCCGGUGGACAUAUCCUACUUCCAUAGGAGUCCCAAGCCUGAUUUUGCAGUGCUAAAGGCACCCAAACCAAACUGUUGAUUUUUCGGACCCUUCGAGAGAGAUUUCAUUGCUUCCAUGACAGUACCUGAAAUGUUUCAGAUAUUAUUUGUCUGCAUGAUUUUUAGAGAAUGAAAAGAAUUGUUUUAGAUA
Messenger RNA from Triticum dicoccoides, 639 nucleotides. Its product is annotated as E3 ubiquitin-protein ligase GW2-like. The record is from RefSeq and is a predicted model, not a curated record. The transcript has 5 exons. NCBI's taxonomy places the organism in Eukaryota, Viridiplantae, Streptophyta, Magnoliopsida, Poales, Poaceae. The coding region runs from base 33 to 476 and encodes 147 amino acids. Gene Ontology annotation, cellular component: cytoplasm.